This is a messenger RNA of Meloidogyne enterolobii, 444 nucleotides long. Lineage: Eukaryota; Metazoa; Nematoda; Chromadorea; Rhabditida; Meloidogynidae. The record is from the annotation of a GenBank genome assembly.
AUGCUGACAGGAUUAGUAGAUUUAAAUAAUUUAAAAGAAUUGGAGGAACAAUUUCCUAAUAAUGAUGAAGAAAAUGAAGAUGAUGAAGAAGAAGAGAUUAUGGAUGAAUUUCAGAAAAGAAGCUUCCAACAUCCAUCUACUCCCCAAUUAAAUCGCUUCUUCAAAGCCUAUUUUGCCCCAAUAAUUCAAAGACGUUCUAUACGAGAUAUUAAUUUAAUUGAAAGAAAUAGACGAAAAGCUUUUCAACGUACUGGAGGAACAAUACUUUUAGGGAAAAGAAUAGGAGGAGGAGGAGGAAGAAGAUUUUAAAGAAAAAAGAUGCAGAGGGACUGACAAUUUCUAAUCACGAGAACCUCAUUUUAAGAUAUACAUCCCCAAAUAAAUCUCUCAAUUUAAGAUACAUGUUUAAAAAAUUUUUUUUGGUUGAUAUUGAUACACAAAGUG